Molecule: messenger RNA, 699 nt
Organism: Chondrus crispus (carragheen)
Lineage: Eukaryota; Rhodophyta; Florideophyceae; Gigartinales; Gigartinaceae
Exons: 1
Coding region: 1-699 (232 amino acids)
Biological process (GO): respiratory electron transport chain; aerobic respiration
Molecular function (GO): 2 iron, 2 sulfur cluster binding; electron transfer activity
Source: RefSeq, a predicted model, not a curated record
AUGAUUUUAAAUGCACUUAUCCAAAUAAAAAACGUAGAAGAUUCAUCUUUAACUUUUCGUCGUUCCUGUAGAGAAGGUGUAUGUGGAAGCUGUUCUAUGAAUAUUGAUUGCACAAAUUCAUUGGCUUGUCUUCGAUCAUUAAAUAUUAAAAGUAAAUUUAUUACUAUUUAUCCAUUACCACAUACUUAUAUAAUAAAAGAUUUAGUUCCAGAUUUAUCGAACAUCACAUUCCGCAAAUCCGAGAACAAAGAGAAUGCAAAGGUGAAAGGGGAGAACUUCGAGCAUGUUCAAUCUUAUGCACGUGCCCUACGACAAGUCGACAAUGAAAACCCGGGUAUCUUUGAGGAUGGCGAUAGAUUUUUCAAUCUGGAUGAGACCGCCGUUAACGGGGAGUUUGGUAAGAGGGUUAAGGUAUUUGGGUCUGCAGACACACACCACGGUGGAUUUAGCGUGAGUUCAGCAAAUUCUGGCACUGGAAAGUGUAGUGCAGUGACCCUGCACUGUACGCCUGGUCACCGCCGUCGCGGGGCCGCGCUCCCCGCCUUUGACACGUGUACUGUGCGCGCACACUUGGGAAGGUACCCCACGUGUACCACACGUGGACACACGUGUAUGACAGUCGUGUGGCACGUAUAUGAUACGUGUACAACACGUGUACGACACGUAUACAUACGUGGUGGCCACAAGUUUCUAAGCUAA